This is a messenger RNA of Hydra vulgaris (swiftwater hydra), 2491 nucleotides long. Its product is annotated as ubiquitin thioesterase ZRANB1. Gene Ontology annotation, biological process: protein deubiquitination involved in ubiquitin-dependent protein catabolic process. Gene Ontology annotation, molecular function: cysteine-type deubiquitinase activity; K63-linked polyubiquitin modification-dependent protein binding. Gene Ontology annotation, cellular component: nucleus; cytoplasm. NCBI's taxonomy places the organism in Eukaryota, Metazoa, Cnidaria, Hydrozoa, Anthoathecata, Hydridae. The record is from RefSeq and is a predicted model, not a curated record.
AUGUUUAACUUUUAUAAACAGAAAAUGCCAAAAAAUGAAGCUGAUUUAAAAUGGAUAUGCCGUGAAUGUACUUACAGUAAUUGGCCUUCAGCUAAAAAAUGUGUAAUGUGUAACAUUUUAUGUUUACAGAAUAAUCGAUGGAAUCUUGUUUUAGAUGAAACCAAUAAUGAUGAAAUUAUAAAUGAAGAAAUUAUAUUACUUAGUGAAAAAAACUCUGCAAAUAAUGACAAAAACUUAAAAUGGAAUUGUCCAGCUUGUUCUUAUUUAAACUGGAUAAAGUCUGAACUGUGUAUUAUGUGCAAAACUGAUAAACCUGAUGAGUUCAAGUUAGUUGAAUCUCUUAAAAAUAUUGAAAACAAUGCUGAAUGUAGAAGUGAUCUUAAAGAAAGAAAAACAAUUAUAAAAGUUCAUAAAUGGAUUUGCAUUAAAUGUACUUAUGAAAACUGGCCAAAAGCGGUGAGAUGUAUUAUAUGUCAACAUCCUCGUAACAAGAACUGUAAGCCUGAUGAUUUUAUAAGACAAGGUGAUAAAAUACAGAACAAAAGUACAAUAAAGAAAACUAAUAGAAAUAAAACCAAUUCUCCUCGUUGGUCACCACCUCGAUCACCAACCUCUUUGCAGUCUGGUAAUAUAUUUGAUAUGCCAACUCUAGAUGAAUCAAAAAUACUAAAUAUUACAGAAUCUUUUGAAAAAAUGACAUGUCAAAGUGAAGUUAACCAAAGAAUUAAUCAGAUUUGCAAUCGCUUAUCUACUAAAGACCUAAUGUGGUUAGCAGCAUGUAGAGGGGUUGUGGAACAUGACAUUAAGGCUGUAUCAGCUUAUUUAGCUAAUGGUGGUGACCGAGCAAGACAAUUAACCUCUGAUGAUGUUUUGGUUCUAAAUGAGCCACAGCAUUAUGAGACUGGACAUACACUUGUACACUUAUCUAUACGAUAUCACCGUGAAGAUAUUUUAAGAAUGUUGCUUAUAUCAGAGAUACCCCAUCGUUCUGUUAAAAAACUUCCAUGUCAUGUUUGUCCAGAGUUAUCCAUGGCAAUACGUAAACAACUGUUGCAUUCUAUUCGAACAAGGAAAGGAGAAUUUAAUUGUCCUUUUUUUACUGAGCUUGUUACCUUUUCUCUUCCUGGUGAGAUUUUAACAUUUGAUACUGUACUUCAGCACCAACUAUUUAAAGAAAUAUUAGAUACAGAUGUAAGAAAAGUUCUUGAAGAAGAAUCCUUGAUUAACUGGAGUUCAGAGCUUACUAAUCAGUAUGGUAGUCGUUUAUGUCCAUUAUGGAAUCGUGCUGCUGGUGACUGCUUAUUAGACAGUGUGCUUCAAGCUACAUGGGGUGUUUUUGAUCGAGAUAAUGCACUACGUAAAAAACUUUUUGAAGCUCUUUCAGAGGGUCAGCAUCGGUUUUUCCCUCGUUGGCAAGAAGCAGAAGAAAUGCAGGCAAGUGAGAUGAAUUAUAGUCUGGAAGAACAACAAUGGAAACAUGACUGGGCUAACCUAGUUGGACUUUCUGCAAUGGCUGGAAGUAGUUUAGAACAAACUCAUGUUUUUGCCUUAGCACAUAUUUUGCGUAGACCGAUUAUUAUAUAUGGUGUAAAGUAUGUGAAAAGUAUGAGAGGAGAAUCUAUCGAUUUAGCCAGGUUUGAAGGAGUUUAUCUGCCUUUAUUAUGGGAUGUCGAUUUUUGUUGGAAAAAUCCUAUUGCUUUGGGUUACACCCGUGGACACUUCUCUGCACUUGUGCCUAUGGAACGCCCUAGUUACUCAAGUUAUGCUGGCGCAGGCGCUCAUAUGGAAUGGAAUGAAGAUGAUACACAUGUAACAUACCUUCCAUUAAUUGAUCAUGAAGGGCAUCUUCUUCCAGUUCACUUUCUCACUAUGGAUGAGAUUGGACUUGAAGAGCAACUUUUACAGAAGCGACUCGACUGCUGCUUAACUGACACUGGCAUUUUAGCAGCUAAACAAGUAAUUACACCUAGGCCGGCUUUAGUUAGCCAAAUGAUUGACGAAUGGAUGAAUCGUUAUAGAAAAAUACAAGCUGAAUUAAGUGAAUCAAAAGGCGCUUCUAAAUAAAGGGUGCUUCUAAAACGAGUUAAAACUCGUCCUAUUAGUUAUUUAAUAUUCUAACUUUCUUUGAUUGUCUUUUGUCAAUCUACUUUGUAUAUAAGAUAUUAUUAGUGUAUAUUUUUCCUACACAUAUCCUUUUGAUAAAAAGUUAUAUUUAAAAAGUAGAAAAGUUUUUUUUGAAGAAUAAUUUUUAUAGCUACCUUUGUUGACAAAAAAGCAUAAUUGGCUUGCAGUACAUUUGCAAUGAAUUCAACAUUUACUAGAAUUAAGUUGGUUUACAUUAGGUGUUUAUUUUUGUGUUUUUUUUUUUAACUGUCGUGUAAAUAACUAGAAGACAUUUAUAUUCGAAUUAAAAAGGUUUUUUUUAAAAAAAUUAAAAAUCUUUCAUUGAAAAAGAUGUUGUCAUAUAUUUGUAAAAAAAAAAAGUUUUUCA